Aquila chrysaetos chrysaetos is the source of this 777-nucleotide messenger RNA. RefSeq lists its product as uncharacterized. NCBI's taxonomy places the organism in Eukaryota, Metazoa, Chordata, Aves, Accipitriformes, Accipitridae. Bases 1 to 654 code for a protein of 217 amino acids. The transcript has 3 exons. The record is from RefSeq and is a predicted model, not a curated record.
AUGGCGACAGGCCGGGCCGCGCCGCCCUUACCCCUCUGCUGCCGCCGCUACGGUCGCCCGGAAAGAGGAGCGGGACGCGCUUCCGCUUCCCCAAGCGGCCGCCGGGCUCUCGCGAGAUCCUGCGCGAGGAGCUGGGGCGACCCGCGCCCCCUGGCGGCCGGCGGCCACAGGCGCAGCGGGGCGGGCGCUCGCCUGGUGCCCGUCAGGGCGGGCGGCGCCGGCGGGCCUGUGGGCGCGGCCCCCCCCCCCUCACCGCGCCCGAAGUCAGAGCUGUUUAGCGGCAGCCGCUUCUCUCCACAUCCAGCCCCUCCGCGAACGUGCAGGAACACAGAAGUAAGAAACCUUCAGCACCAUCCUGUCACUUCUGGAAAUCUGAGUUCCAACCUGCGCUUGAGGGCCAUUGGAAGCGGGCAGAUCUCUCCCUUCAUGAAGAUGUUGUACAGCAGGCACCAACGGAUGUCUUUCUCGGAAAACCACAAAUACUUCUGUCAAAAUACUGACUUGAAAGAGCAAGUCAGGAAAAGCAGAAAGUCAGGAAUACGGAUGAACACCUACAAUCGAUGGUUUUUCUUCCACUAUGGCUUGAAAUUAUUGUUGUUUGCACUGAUGUUUAAAAGCAUAACUAAGCUCAUUUAUCUUCUCAAAAGUGUUUGAAAAUAAAAGUGAAAUCUAAUGAGACAUGUAUGCACGGGGCAGGACUGCUAUAACAGUAACUACCUUGCUUUCACAUUUGGAGAUGAAGAGCAGAUUCUUCUGUAAACACAUGAUGCAGCAUCA